CGCCCGCUCCCCCCUCCCCCCGAGCGCCGCUCCGGCUGCACCGCGCUCGCUCAGAGUUUCAGGCUCGUGCUAAGCUAGCGCCGUCGUCGUCUCCCUUCAGUCGCCAUCAUGAUUAUCUACCGGGACCUCAUCAGCCACGAUGAAAUGUUCUCCGACAUCUACAAGAUCCGGGAGAUCGCGGACGGGUUGUGCCUGGAGGUGGAGGGGAAGAUGGUCAGUAGGACAGAAGGUAACAUUGAUGACUCGCUCAUUGGUGGAAAUGCCUCCGCUGAAGGCCCCGAGGGCGAAGGUACCGAAAGCACAGUAAUCACUGGUGUCGAUAUUGUCAUGAACCAUCACCUGCAGGAAACAAGUUUCACAAAAGAAGCCUACAAGAAGUACAUCAAAGAUUACAUGAAAUCAAUCAAAGGGAAACUUGAAGAACAGAGACCAGAAAGAGUAAAACCUUUUAUGACAGGGGCUGCAGAACAAAUCAAGCACAUCCUUGCUAAUUUCAAAAACUACCAGUUCUUUAUUGGUGAAAACAUGAAUCCAGAUGGCAUGGUUGCUCUAUUGGACUACCGUGAGGAUGGUGUGACCCCAUAUAUGAUUUUCUUUAAGGAUGGUUUAGAAAUGGAAAAAUGUUAACAAAUUUGGCAAUUAUUUUGGAUCUAUCACCUGUCAUCAUAACUGGCUUCUGCUUGUCAUCCACACAACACCAGGACUUAAGACAAAUGGGACUGAUGUCAUCUUGAGCUCUUCAUUUAUUUUGACCGUGAUUUAUUUGGAGUGGAGGCAUUGUUUUUAAGAAAAACAUGUCAUGUAGGUUGUCUAAAAAUAAAAUGCAUUUAAACUCA
Pan troglodytes (chimpanzee) is the source of this 836-nucleotide messenger RNA. RefSeq names its product translationally-controlled tumor protein. Lineage: Eukaryota; Metazoa; Chordata; Mammalia; Primates; Hominidae. The record is from RefSeq and is a predicted model, not a curated record. Gene Ontology annotation, molecular function: calcium ion binding. The transcript has a single exon. Gene Ontology annotation, cellular component: cytoplasm. The coding region runs from base 109 to 627 and encodes 172 amino acids.